Molecule: messenger RNA, 2848 nt
Organism: Larimichthys crocea (large yellow croaker)
Lineage: Eukaryota; Metazoa; Chordata; Actinopteri; Sciaenidae
Product: transmembrane protein 121
Exons: 2
Coding region: 1283-2233 (316 amino acids)
Source: RefSeq, a predicted model, not a curated record
CUGUGGUCUGUUGAGCGUCACCUCCACACAGCAAGUGCCUUUACUUGAGCAGAAGAGGAAGAAGGGAGAGGAGGGUAGCUGAACAGGGAGAGAAAGAGAGAGAUAGGGACACAGAGAAAAAAAAAGAAAAAAUCCCACGACUGUGUUUGAACACCCCAGAGGAGCAUCUCUCUGACUUCGCAGAGAGAGAGCUGAGAAGUGCACAGAGACAGACGGGCAGAGGCAGGCGGCGUUGGAGUAUCACAGCGCUGGUGGUGCUGGCAGAGCAUGCUCAGUGGAGACAGGGAAAUCCACUGGUGCUGUUGAUCCUGGUGUCCCUGGCAAAAGCUGCUUGAGCAGGAGAGAGAGAAAACGGCGCAGCAGCCAGGAUCUUGCCAGGGGGGCAGCAUUUUACAGCGACAACGAAGCGUGGAGAUAGCUGAAAUCUGCACACACACACACAGACAGGCAGACACGCACACAAACACACAAUCACACAGCUGAGUGGGGAAGGACAGUCAGUCACACGCAUUUAAAAGAUUCACGACAACCCCUCUUCUUCUUCUCAAAUACACAAACUUACACUGGAAACACACACUAAAUGUCACAUUUUCUUGUCCAUGGAUGGUAGAGGAUGGAGAGGAAAACUUCUGGAGAGGAAUUUUUCUUUUGAGCAGGACUUUAGCAGAUUUUUCCACUGAGAAUAACUUUCUUUUUUGGGGGGAGUUGGAGGUAUAAACACUCUAUCCAAGCACAACACAAAAUAACCUCUAUUUUUAGUUGCAGAAAUUGAGAGUGGUCUUUGGGACCAUUAAGAUGCCUCCUCCUGAUUCAGUCUGAGCAGUAAGUGGAUUAUGACGGAAAUAUUUUGGGAUUUCUCUUUUGCUUGAGAAAAAAAGAGAGAGAGAAAAAAAAGAGAAAAGUAUAUAUCCAUGAGCGGUGGAUUUACGUCUGUCAAAGAAGGAGAGGAUCCUGUGCGUUUUCUCCUCUCUUCUCCUGUGGAUUACAGAUGGGCUUUGUGAUCUCCCAGUGCAGUCUCAUGGAUGAUCGCUCACUGCCAGUCAUUAGGAUAAAGUACAAAGAGGGACACAAGUGGCUUGGGCUCGAGCGGAGAUUGAUUGAAGUGAUCUGUGUGAAUCCUAUUAUUGCAUCCUGGACUGUGGCCAAGGCAGAAGCAAUGGAGGGGAACACCGCUGUCUAGCAGCACUAUCUGAUCUGCCUUCUCACUGGACAAACUGAGCACCCUCUGCACUCCCUCUUCAACAACACUACUCCUCCUCCUCCUCCUCUAGCCCAGGCAAGGAUGGUACCUCCACCUCCCACCAACAAGCCCCACGUGUGCCUUUCCACCAUCCUGAUCAUGAGCAGCAUGGCGCUGAUUGAUGCCUACCUGGUGGAGCAGAACCACGGGCCACGCAAGAUUGGCAUCUGCAUCAUGGUGAUGGUGGGAGACAUCUGUUUCCUAAUCGUCUUGCGUUACGUGGCGGUGUGGGUGGGUGCUGAGGUACGCACAGCAAAGCGAGGCUACGCCAUGAUCCUGUGGUUCCUUUACAUCUUUGUGCUGGAGAUCAAAGUCUACUUUGUGUAUCAAAACUACAAGGCGGACAGGAAGAGCCUGGAUGCUCUUGCAAGAAAAGCAUUGACGCUGCUGUUGUCAAUUUGCAUCCCAGUGCUGUUUGUGGUGCUGGUUGCUAUCGACCAUAUGGAGUACGUUCGCGCCUUCAAGAAGCGUGAGGAAAUCCGUAAUCGUCUCUUUUGGGUGGUGGUGGACUUGCUGGACAUACUGGACAUCCAAGCCAACCUGUGGGAGCCUCAAAAGAAGGGGCUUCCUUUGUGGGCUGAGGGCCUGAUGUUCUUCUACUGCUACAUCCUGCUGCUUGUGCUGCCCUGUGUGUCCUUGAGCGAGAUCAGCAUGCAGGGCAUCAACAUUGUGCCCCACAAGAUGCUCCUGUACCCCAUCCUCAGCUUGGUCACCAUCAACAUCAUCACCCUCUUCAUCCGCGGGGGGAACAUGAUUCUAUACAAGGACGCCAGGGUAUCCGGGAUCCUGAUAGGAAAGAACAUCCUGGCUAUCAUCCUAAAGACCUGCAGCUUCGUGCAGUACAGGAGACAGUUGCAGAACGCUUCUCCUGCCUUCGGGGUGGAGCUGCAGAAAAACUCGGUGGCACACGCUCGCCCUGCCCCCACCCCACCUCAAGUGGUCAUACAGGACCAGACGCCCCUCCCAGAGGUGACGACGUGUGAACACACAUGACAGAAUGGUGAGGUGUAUCCUGGAAAUGUCAAUAUGAAUAUAUAUGACCCUCAGGACGCUGGCAGGGCACAAAGUUCUACACCUUUUAGGGCAUGUGAACGCUCAUGUGAACACACAGGAGAUCAUGAUCUUCUCCACUGAUGCUUAAUGGCACACAGGACACUGCAGACGCUUAGAGAGGCUAGAGCAGUGCUGUAUCCAAAGCUGUCAUGGUGCAAAAUACAGUAUUACUUGUGACUUUGGUAAAGCAUUUCCCACAAUGAAUUCAGUUAACUGUGUAUUUUUUCUAAUUGUACAAAAGAAAAAAAAAGCUAUCACUGCAAGAUUAGAGGAUAUAUUUUUGAAUUGUGUGUGUUGCAUUCUAAUCUUAAAUUUAAGGGUCUGUGUGCUGUGGUGUGUAUUUCUGUUGCUCGAAUGUUUUUAGUAGUCGAGGGCUUUAACGUGUCAAAGUCGAAGAGAGCAACCAAGAAGAGAAUCAAACUAAUGUGAAUGAAAAUAACAGCUUUCUUCUGAAAGAAGUGUGUUUUUAUAUGUGAUUCUUUGAUAAAGUAUUGUGUACAAGAUAAAGGCUUUCCUGCUCUUUGACUGACUGUAAAAGAGUCUUUUAUAAAGUUA